AUCAUGGAAUCAACAAAAGGUGCCGAGUUUGCAGCGCGUCUUUAUGAGACAUCUUCCAGAUCAGGACCACUUCUCAAGUUGCUCAUAUCUAAACAGACAUCACUCUCUGAUGCUGUGAGGAGGAUGGUGGAACGCCUGGCUGUCUUCACACCGGGACGAAGAAGUCCACUCCUGUCGGUCAUCAAGCAGUUCUUGGAAGCUGGUAAAACAUCAGGAUCAGAGAGUAAGACCAAAGAAAGAACUCAGAUGAAACUGGAGAUGUUUAAAACUGGUGGGAAAGUGGAUCCUAACAAGCUCACACAAGGUCUCCCAGCUCUGAGUGGCGACCCUGACCUUGAGAACCUAGUGCAGCAGUGUAUGAUGGAGCUGAUGGAGAAGACGACAUCAGCAGAUGGUGCCAAGGCUGCCAGUCAGGCUCUGAUACAUUUAGAGAAAGUGUCGCCCAUGCUUGUAUCCACUGCCUCUCUGCUGAUUGACUGGUUGGAACUGCUGGACCCUGAAAUCAUCCAGUCCAACCCCGAUCUGCAGCAGCAGUUGAUAUUUGCUAAGAAGACCGUCAGCCAUUCGAGGGAGAAGGUUCCAGGCAGCCGGAAGGAGCCCUACUUGCUGGCGCUGCUCACUCACCAGUGUAACUGGGGCACAGUCAACAGGUGUAUCACCAGGAUCCUCAACAACACAGACAAGAGCUUCAAUGCAACGGCAGUGUUGGACUUCCUGUGGGCGUGUAUCCACAUCCCAAAGAUCUGGCAGGGACGAGAGUGCAAGAAGAUGGACAGUUGCGAGGACAUUCUGUCGCCGACCAUCAGCCAGGUGAUAUGUGUGGUGGACUACAUCCUGGAAGAAGCUGGUGACACUAGGAAAACAACUGCAGCCAUGUCCUCCAAUCCUGCUGGUGCCCUGAGCCCAUCUUCUUCAACCCCAGAGACCCUUUGUCAGAGGAUGAGUCUGCUGAAGGCCUGCUUGGCUGACAAGGAUGUCCGACUGAGAGCUUUGGUGGAUCAUCUUCAAGGGAAGCACGGUCACAGUAGUUGCCUGCAGACGAAGCUGCUGUACGAGCUGUACCUGCAGUAUCCCUACAUCCUGUCGUGGCUCACUGACAAGUCAUGCAUCACUGCUGAACAUGACGCUCAUGACAACCCAAGUCAGCUGGAUGUCAUUUCCCAUCGACUGUUGAUGGCAUUCGGUCAUGCUGUGCAUGGGCAUACCGCUGAGAACAGGAUGUACGAUGCCAACCUUGGAUGUCGGAAGCUGGCUGCUGAACACCCUCAACUCAUACUACGUCAGCUGCCCAUGUUGGCUGCCCUGCUGAGGGGGAAGACACAGUACAAGAUCGGGGAGAUUAAGCACCGCAACUUCCUCACACUCUUCUCCAAUGCUCUUGGCCUCCUGGAACUACUACAGCCACUGGUGUUCCGUGCAGAGUACACGUCACUGCCAGAUAUACUGGAGACCUACUUCACCCUCAUACAGUCUCAUGGCAAAGAGCAACGGCUGUUAGGCUCCGUCAUUGUGAAGUUUAUCACAUUCCUGAAUGGUUUUGUCAGCUAUGAUCCUCAGCGUGCCAUGACCCUCCUACAGAGAUAUGUCGUACUUCUUGGAGACGUGUCAUCUGUCUAUCCUGACCUGUCAGAGCUGAAGUCCCUCCUUGCCGGCCUGGCUCUGCCCCGACAGAACAAGACCGAGGCAGACGCCACCAGCCAGGAUGAUGCCACACCCAUUGGGUCACCAAUACGGGCUGCCUGUUUCUGGUCAUCAGCCCACCUGGCCCCAAUCUACAAGAAACUCCAGAAGACGUAGAUCAGUUGAAGAACUUUUGGAUGUAUUGCAUGACCUUGAUGAGACCUCCAAGAGAAAGGUGGAAAUCCUUCAAAACUUUGAGAGUGAGCUCCGGCAGCUGAUGCUGGAGGCCAAUGACAAAUGUCGCAACCUUGCCUUCACUCUCAUCAUGCG
Haliotis rubra (blacklip abalone) is the source of this 1950-nucleotide messenger RNA. RefSeq names its product integrator complex subunit 1-like. The record is from RefSeq and is a predicted model, not a curated record. The transcript is spliced from 13 exons. The annotation marks the transcript as partial. Gene Ontology annotation, biological process: U2 snRNA 3'-end processing. Gene Ontology annotation, cellular component: integrator complex. NCBI's taxonomy places the organism in Eukaryota, Metazoa, Mollusca, Gastropoda, Lepetellida, Haliotidae.